AUGUGUGUCGAUUGUCGGGCCGUGAACAACAUCACCAUCAAAUACCGACACCCUAUAUCGAGGCUAGACGACAUGCUAGACGAGUUGAGUGGUUCGAGUAUUUUCUCGAAGAUUGACCUCAAGAGCGGCUACCACCAAGUCCGAAUGAAAGAAGGGGACGAGUGGAAAUCCGCAUUCAAAACCAAGCAAGGUUUGUACGAAUGGUUUGUAAUGCCAUUCGGUUUAUCUAAUGCACCUUUGACCUUCAUGAGACUUAUGAACCAUGUUUUGAGGGCUUACAUCAACAAAUUUGUGGUGGUUUAUUUUGAUGAUAUUCUUGUGGAUAGUUCUUGUCUAUCGGAUCAUGUCAUGCAUCUUGAAUAUGUUUUAAACACUCUCCGCGAAGAGCAAUUGUACGCUAACUUGAAAAUGUGCGUCUUUGCUGCUAAUGAACUAGUUUUCUUAGGUUUUAUUGUAAGUGAACAAGGAUUAAAGGUGGACGGCGAGAAGAUUCGAGCCAUUGAGGAGUGGCCCACGCCUACCAGUGUUUCACACAUUUGA
This is a messenger RNA of Camelina sativa (false flax), 540 nucleotides long. The record is from RefSeq and is a predicted model, not a curated record. Lineage: Eukaryota; Viridiplantae; Streptophyta; Magnoliopsida; Brassicales; Brassicaceae.